CCAGGGUUGCCAUGGAGACGAGGAGGCUGACGGCGUCCUAGUGAGAGCGGUGAUUGGUGCAGAACCCUGCAAAUCCUGGGAAGGCCUGCAGAGAAUUGACAAAAAUGUGGUGGGGGGCAUGCGCUGUCUGGAAGGUGGUGCUGCCAUCCAUUGCCCCCCGAGAGGAUUGCGCACAUCGACGGGGCCCUGACGCCUGGAUUCGAGACGGGGAGUGUGGGAAGAGACGGCCAGGAGUGCGACCUGAUCGCUGCGACCAGCGCAAUCCCCUGGGGACUGGAAGAAGGGGACAGACACUGGCCUGAGACCUGAUCUGGUACUCCUGAUGAGACCCACUGUGCUGGGCUCCCCAGGCCGUGCACCCCCAGAAAAUGAGCCGGUUGUGGUGAAGCUGGAGGACUCUGAGGAGGAGGGAGAAGGCACUCUGUGGGACCCGGGCCCUGAGGCUGCACGUCUACGCUUCCGGUGCUUCCGAUACGAAGAGGCAAUUGGUCCUCAGGAAGCCCUGGCCCAGCUCCGAGAGCUGUGUCACCAGUGGCUUCGCCCAGAGGUACACUCCAAGGAGCAGAUGCUGGACCUCUUGGUGUUGGAACAGUUUCUAGGUGCACUGCCUCCUGAGAUCCAGACCCGUGUGCAAGGGCAGUGGCCAGGCAGCCCUGAAGAGGCUGCUGCCUUGGUUGACAGCCUUCAAUGGGAGCUGGAUGGGCCUCGGAAAUGGGUCACCGUCCAGGUCCAGGGAAAGGAGGUCCUAUCAGAAAAGAUGGAACCCUCCAGCUUCCAGCCUAUACCUCACAUCAAGCUCCAAACUCCAGAGCCUGGGGCUGAAACUCCCCCUGGGGUCAUGCAGGAAUUGCCGGUGGACCUUCAAAUGAAAGAGGAGACAGAGGUGAUGGAGAAUCCAGAGCUCCUGGAGUCUGGGCCUCCUCCUCCUGCCCAAGAGGCGACAGCUGCUCUCCUACCUAAGGAGGCCCAGGGUCAUGGGACAGCACUGGACCAGACCUCUCCUCACAGCGACACUGAGCCUGAUGUGCCCCCAUGGAGUGAGGACCCUGUGGCCCUGUGGCAUGAGGAAGUAGGGGGCAUCUUCUCACCAGGGUUUGCGCUGCAGAUGGACAGCAUCGCGGCAGAGUCAGAUACGGUGAGCCCCCACCUCCAUGUUCCCUGGGAUCUCGACAUGGCUAGCCUCUCUGGACAGAUGCAGUCCCCCUCCCGAGAAGGAGGCUUCGCCCAUGCCCUCGCACUCCCCAGCGACCCAGAAGGUGAACAGGACUUUGCCUGCGAGGAUCCCUGCCCCGGUGUGGGCCCAACACUGGUGGCGACUCGCUGGCAUGCCCCAAAGGGCCGGAGCCGGGGCCGCCCUAGCACCGGGACCGGAGCGGUCCGAGGCGGCCGCUGCGACGUGUGUGGCAAGGUGUUCAGCCAGCGAAGCAAUCUGCUGCGGCACCAGAAGAUCCACACGGGCGAGCGACCGUUCGUGUGCGGCGAGUGCGGCCGCAGCUUCAGUCGCAGCUCUCACCUGCUGCGCCACCAGCUCACGCAUACUGAGGAACGGCCUUUCGUGUGCCGCGACUGUGGCCAGGGCUUCGUGCGCAGCGCGCGCCUGGAGGAGCACCGGCGGGUGCACACGGGUGAGCAGCCGUUCCGAUGCGCCGAGUGCGGCCAGAGCUUUCGGCAGCGCUCCAACCUGCUGCAGCACCAGCGCAUCCACGGCGAUCCGCCCGGCCCUGCGCCCCCCACCCUGCCCCUCCCCGGAGUCCCCGAACCCCCGGGCCCCUUCCCGUGCAGCGAGUGCUGUGAGAGCUUCCCACGACGCGCCGUGCUGCUGGAACACCAAGCGGUGCACACUGGGGACAAGUCGUUUGGGUGCGUGGAGUGCGGCGAGCGCUUCGGCCGCCGCUCGGUGCUGCUGCAGCACCGGCGCGUGCACAGCGGCGAACGGCCCUUCGCCUGCGCUGAGUGCGGCCAGAGCUUCCGGCAGCGUUCCAACCUCACCCAGCACCGGCGCAUCCACACCGGCGAGCGGCCCUUCGCCUGCGCCGAGUGUGGCAAAGCCUUCCGCCAGCGGCCCACGCUCACGCAGCACCUGCGUGUGCACACGGGCGAAAAGCCCUUCGCCUGCCCCGAGUGCGGCCAGCGCUUCAGCCAGCGACUCAAGCUCACGCGCCACCAGAGGACCCACACGGGCGAGAAGCCCUACCACUGCGGUGAGUGCGGCCUCGGCUUCACGCAGGUGUCUCGGCUCACUGAGCACCAGCGCAUCCACACCGGCGAGCGGCCCUUUGCUUGCCCCGAGUGCGGCCAGAGCUUCCGGCAGCAUGCCAACCUCACCCAGCACCGGCGCAUCCACACCGGCGAGCGGCCCUACGCGUGCCCUGAGUGUGGCAAAGCCUUCCGCCAGCGGCCCACGCUCACGCAGCACCUGCGCACCCACCGGCGCGAAAAGCCCUUCGCCUGCCAGGACUGCGGCCGCCGCUUCCACCAGAGCACCAAGCUCAUUCAGCACCAGCGUGUGCACAGCACUGAGUAGGUCAAAACACCGCACAAGGUUGUGAGGCUGGGCAUCGCCCAACAGGCGCGCCCGGGGCCUGGUCUUCAGUAGGUGCUCAAUAAAUAGUAGAUGAUGCC
Peromyscus maniculatus bairdii (prairie deer mouse) is the source of this 2622-nucleotide messenger RNA. RefSeq names its product myeloid zinc finger 1 (gene Mzf1). NCBI's taxonomy places the organism in Eukaryota, Metazoa, Chordata, Mammalia, Rodentia, Cricetidae. The record is from RefSeq and is a predicted model, not a curated record. Gene Ontology annotation, biological process: regulation of transcription by RNA polymerase II. Gene Ontology annotation, molecular function: DNA-binding transcription factor activity, RNA polymerase II-specific. Gene Ontology annotation, cellular component: nucleus.